This is a messenger RNA of Vidua chalybeata, 3917 nucleotides long. RefSeq names its product transport and golgi organization 2 homolog (gene TANGO2). The record is from RefSeq and is a predicted model, not a curated record. Lineage: Eukaryota; Metazoa; Chordata; Aves; Passeriformes; Viduidae. Gene Ontology annotation, cellular component: Golgi apparatus. The transcript is spliced from 9 exons. The coding region runs from base 246 to 1076 and encodes 276 amino acids. Gene Ontology annotation, biological process: Golgi organization; protein secretion.
UCUCCCCGCACCGGCACGGCGGGGACCGCGCGGUCAUCUCCCCGCACCGGUACGCGCGGCCGGAGGGUUUCUGCGCUCGGGAAUGAACGCCGCCUUGCGCAGCUCUUCGCCCGGGGGCGGCGGGCCCAGCUGGUGGCUGAAAUGCUGUGGCAGAGGGCCCGUCAGGUGCAGCCAGCCAGGCUAUUACAGAAUGACCUUGCAUUGAGCCUUUGUGGAAGAAACAAGAUUUAAACAUCAGUUCUUCAAUGUGCAUCCUUCUAUUCAAAUUUGACCCACGGCCAGUUUCAAAAAAUGCGUACAGGCUUAUUCUAGCAGCUAAUAGGGAUGAAUUUUACCACAGACCAUCCAAAUCAGCCGAGUUUUGGGACAGCAGCAAUGAGAUCCUUAGUGGUCUGGAUAUGGAGGAGGGAAAAGAAGGAGGGACAUGGCUGGGAAUCAGUAAGAAAGGCAAGAUGGCAGCCCUGACAAACUACAUGCAGCCAAAGAUUGAUAAAAAUGCAAAAGGAAGAGGUGCUCUUGUAACAAACUUCUUGACUGCAGAUCUGGACAGCUACUCUUACUUGAAGAAAGUUUCAGUAGAGGGACAUCUUUACAAUGGAUUUAAUUUAUUAGCAGCUGACUUGAAUACCACCAAAGGAGAUGUAAUUUGCUACUAUGGAAACAGAGGAGAACCAGAACCUGUUUUCCUAAAUGCUGGAAUAUAUGGAUUGAGUAAUUCUUUGUUGGAUACACCAUGGAAGAAACUUCAGUAUGGGAAGCAGCUUUUCACAGAAGUGGUCAAGAGAAGUCAAGACCUUACCAAAGAAGACUUGGUGAAGGAGCUUCUUACAGUGAUGAAUAAUCAGGAGCCUCAAUUACCAGACCCUGCAAUUGAAGACCAAGGGAAGGACUACAUCCGUCCCAUACUGAACAAGUAUGCAGCUUUAUGUGUUCGUUGCCCAGGUUACGGAACAAGGACGAACACGGUGGUGCUCAUCGAUUCCGAGGGAUGCGUUACUUUCACCGAGCGCAACAUGAUCAAUGCUGAUGUCAACCAGUGGCAAACAAGCACCUAUGAAUUCAAACUACACAGUUAACAACUUUCCACAUGAAUGGUUUGUAAUAAUAGCAAUGAGACAACAAGCCAUUAAGCUCUAGUAAAUGUUUUGUGCCAGCCUCCACAAAUUAAAAAUAGCAAGGAAAGCAAAAGUUUAAAUAAACUGGUAGCAUACCCUAUCAAGCUUACAAAUGCUUUGGAGAAAACCAGAUGAAGAUGCUUUGUUUUACAUGAAGUAGCAACUUAUAAUCAGAAAUACUUUAUUUAAUACCACCCUGCUUUCAGGGCAAGGCCAUCUUUGUCCAAGACAAAGUCACCACUUUUUCGUAGGUGUGGAUGUUUUUAAAGAUGUUAUAAGUAGCACUUAAACUUGGUUUUAGUUCUAAUGGUGGGGAAAUAUUUGCUGCUUUUAUUGUUCUAUAUGAAGGUUUUACCAAGCUUUGCUUUAUCUUCAACAUAUGCUGUUAAGAUUGUACAGCUGAUGCCAAUGUGCAUUAAAUGAAUGUAUGUUAUCCUGGUAGUAUUAAGUGCUUUAGUCUAAUUUAAGCUUCUCAGUGCCAUGGUGCAAUGUUCUGCCUGGGGAGGGCAGAGAAGGGGACUCUUUACAUUUGUUUUUCUAUAGAUAGUAUAGCAAUAGAUCUUAUUUCUUAAACUUGAUCUGAGAAUCAAGGUAGGGAAUUUAGUUCAGUCUCUGUUCACUUUUACUGAAAGAACCAUGGGAGCAGACUUGCGUAUCUUUGACCUGAAUAAAAAUAUUUGUGCUGUGACAUCCUGUUCCCUGAUAGUCUAAUUAGCAGUAUUGUUUUUGUUAUUUUCUUCCCCAGCAAGCAGGUAAGGAAUAGGUACCUGUUUGCAAACAGAAGCUGAAGAUGAGGUUUUAUGUAUCAGCUGUUUUGUACAUAGAAAAUUUUGGAUUCAUUUCUUUGUUGGUAGAAUGUGUUACAGCCUGGAGUGGAUUCCAUCUCAUGGAUUAUUAGUAGAAAUAGCUAUGUAUUAUAAGGUGACACUGUUGCAGUCUUAUAUUGCUGAAAAAGUUGAAUAUUAAGAGGUACUUCCUGUGUUCUAAGACCUGUGAAUUAAAAAGCUAUUUAAAUGCAUGCUUUUUUCAAUUAUUCAGUGCCAGUGCAGGUAAUGGAAGAUUCUAGCUAAUAACAGGAUAUUUGAAAACCCCAAGCUAUUUUUGCUUCUACUGGUGUUCUGUUUUGACUUAUUUUGAAUACUGAAUAUUAGGUUCGUAAUGGAUCACCACUAUGUUUUUCCUUUAGGUAUGCUGACUAAUUUUCACAAGCCUCUGAUUUUAAUUAAUUAUUGCAAAGUAGCCAGAUUUUUCCUACUCUUUGGAAGAUGUGCAGCUGUGUUUCUGUACUCAAGCUGGUGUGUUUGGGCAUUCUCGUGUGUGUGUGUGUGCAAUGGAGGCAGCAGUAAAUGAGACUGUCCAUUGAGGUGAAGUACUGUGAAAAGCCAUUCCCAGAUUUGUAAUUGUCAGGAGAUGCUAAAGCAUCCUUUAGUCAAAUCUCUUCUUUAUAUUUGCAUAUUUAAAUAGCUUCUAGAUACCAGGACUGCUUACAUGACUAGUUGCAGGUUGUGGAUUCAGUUCUGUAUAAAUGACUUUUUGACCACCUUGAUUGCAAGACAAUCAACAAUCGUGUUGGGUUGUGCAUGGUUUAGAACUCAAAGCCUUCCAGACUGUCCUUCUGAGCUGCAGGAAAUGGUCAGCCCUUUUAAAAUUUUUGAUGACUUCUUAAACCCUAUAUUUGUAUGGAUAAAAAUGUUAACUGUUAUUUUUAGAUGCAGAGAAGUAGCUAAAGCUGUCUUAAAUUUGAGUUUGACACAUGCAUACCUAGAAACAAAGCCCUGCCUCAAUAGCUUGCUCUGAGAGUUUGCAUAGCAAACUUUUUAAUAUCCACUUACAAAUAGUGGAUAUUUAAACAUGACAUUCUAUUUGAAGACAUUAUCAUAAAGGCAAGCAAAAUACUUGCAUGCAGUAUCAUGCUAAAAGCAUUUGUAAACUUCAGUCUUUAUAGCAGUUCAGUAAUAAUGAAAAUUUAUUUUUGGUUUUUACAUAUAGGCAAAGAAAGGUGAGUCAUAUCUUAGAUGUAAAUAUGGAUUAUAAUAAUGUAUUUUGAUAUGCUUGAAUCAAAAUUCUAAAUCUGGGAUUUGCUUUUUCUGACAAUUAAAAUAAACAGGAAAGAGCCCAAACCUUGGAUGCUGUUUUUUAUCACAUCAGAAUAGCUAAUAAAGUGAGGGUUUUUAACUUCUUCAGAAGCUUUGUGAGAGUUUUGUCAUUGGCUUCAGUGGAAACAGGAUCAGGACUGCUGUGCAGAUAUCAGCAAGCGGUGCUUGACCAUAGAAGUAAUAAGAUAUUUGUGAAGUGCAUGAUCUACUCUGUGCAAAUUAGAGUUGCAAUGAAUCCACUGGAAAAUGGAUACUGUACCUACAGUUAACAAAGAAAGUGCUUUAUUUUUGUAAAAGUAUUUUUAAUAACAAAAGGAAAUUUUAAAUACCAGUUUUAAAGGAUAUAAAGGAAAAAGGUGUAUAUAGGAAACUACUGCAUGGCAUUUUACUAAGUUUGCUUAUACAUACCAUUUCUUCAGUCAUACAUUUGCAAGAGAUUUUUGUUUCCUGAUUUUUCUCUAUUGGAAUGGUAGUGGAAGAAAUCUUAAAAUGUGUAAAACCUCAGCUAUGUUUUUUUGCUUAAAAUUGUAUCAUAAUUGUUGUUUACAUGUGUGUUCAAAACUAGAAUCAGAAUAAAGUCAAGCUGGUGACCAGUCUUUGUUGGCAUUAGUAGAUUGUGCAUUUUUGCACAUAUGUUUUUGUUAAUUUGUCUGUAAUUUGGUGUGAUACAAUGAAGUAAAAUCUGUAAUGCCAUAUUAAGGAUGAA